AUGCUCUGCACCCCUCCAUACAGCUUACUCCCCAAACAAAUCAAAAGUCCAGAUGAGGCCUUGCUGUCAGUGAGGGCUGAAGGCAAGGAACUUCUCCUUUCCCUGCAGAAAAACCGUUGGCUGCUGGCUGAGGGUUACACGGAAACCCACUAUGAUCCAGAUGGGAAGGCGGUGACUUCGGCCCCCAACCAUACGGACCACUGCUACUACCAUGGCCAUGUGCGGGGAUUCCCGGACUCCUGGGUUGCCCUCAGCUCCUGCUCCGGGAUCAGCGGGCUGAUAGUACUCAGCGCCAACCGCAGCUACUACGUGCAGCCUCCUCGGACUUCUGCGUUCGGACCGCCCGGCCCCCACCGCCUCUUCCGGACCGAGCAGCUGCCCAGAAAGGAUGGGACCUGUAGCCACGGGCUCCCUGGGGCCUUAAACCUGGCCAGCCUUCUCCACCGACGUGGACGUCGGGGACCCAGGGUGAGACGCGACUCGAGGCGGGCCCUGAAGUACCUGGAGCUCUUCAUUGUGGCAGACCAUGCUUUGUACCUGAGGCAGGAGAGGGAUCUGGGUCGCACCAAGCAGCGACUGCUCGAGAUAGCCAACUAUGUGGACAAGUUUUACAGGUCCCUCAACAUCAAGGUAGCGCUGACCGGCCUAGAGGUGUGGACCGAGCGAGACCAGAGCCGCGUCACAGGAGAUGCCAACGCCACGCUUUGGGCUUUCCUGCAGUGGCGUCGAGGGCUGCGGUCCAGGCGGCCCCACGACACCGCCCAGCUUCUCACGGGUCGCACCUUUCACGGUACCACCAUUGGCAUGGCGCCCCUGGAGGGCAUGUGCAGCGCUGAUAACUCUGGAGGAGUGAGCGCGGACCACUCAGAUUUGCCCAUUGGUGCAGCCGCUACCAUGGCUCAUGAGAUCGGCCACAGUUUUGGGAUGAGCCACGAUGCUGAUGGUUGCUGUGAAGAGGCCUUGCCUGAGGAGGGGGGCUGUGUGAUGGCAGCAGCCACUGGACACCCGUUUCCACAAGUGUUCAGUUCCUGUAGCCGACAGCAGCUGCUCAACUUCUUCCAAAAGGGAGGGGGAAUGUGCCUCUUCAACCCUCCUGACCCUCGGUUGCUGGUCUUGGGAGGCCGCUGUGGGAACGGCUUCUUGGAAGAUGGCGAGGAGUGUGAUUGUGGGGACGUUGAGGAGUGCACUGAUCCCUGCUGCCAUGCUCAUAACUGCACCCUUCGGGAGGGAGCCCAGUGUGCUCAGGGGGACUGCUGUGCCCAUUGCUCGCUGAAGCCUGCUGGGACAUUGUGCCGAGAAGGAGCUGGGGACUGUGACCUGCCUGAAUUCUGCACUGGAGCCUCUCCCCACUGUCCAGCCAAUGUCUACCUCCUUGAUGGCUCCCCGUGUGCUGGGGGCACUGCUUACUGCCGAGAUGGCAUGUGUCCCACCCAUGAGGGGCAGUGCCAACAACUCUGGGGGCCUGGUGCCCACCCAGCCCCUGAUGCCUGCUUCCAAGAUGUGAACUCAGCUGGGGAUCGAUAUGGGAACUGUGGCCAGGACAGUGAAGGCCACUAUGUCCCGUGUGAUCGGAGAGAUGCCAAGUGUGGAAAGCUCCAGUGCCAGAGUGGGGCAGACAAGCCCAGAGGACCACACACUGUUUCCAUGGAGACCACCAUCCGUCUGGGUGGCAGGGAGGUGACAUGCAGAGGAGCUUUCAUGUACCGUGUACCCCGACCUGAUUCCUCAGCUGACUUGCCAGACCCUGGUCUUGUGCUGCCUGGUACUAAGUGUGGAGAUGGCAUGGUGUGUCAUGAUCGGAGAUGCCAGAAUGCCUCUUUCCCUGACCUUCAGAGGUGCCUAGACACAUGCCAUGGCCAUGGGGUUUGUAACAGCAAUAAGAACUGCCACUGUGAUGCAGGCUGGGCCCCCCCAACCUGUGAGAAACCAGGGCUGGGGGGCAGCGUGGAUAGUGGUCCUGUGCAGUAUGACAACCACGAUGCCACUCUAUUGGCCCUGCUUCUCGUCUUCAUCCUAUUACUGCUUCCCAGUGCUGGGCUGGCUCUAUACUACUACCGUUCCCCAAACUCUCUGCUGUACCAGAGCCUUCGAGGGCUGAGAAAAGGACAAGAGAGCUGCCGCCACCGCUCAAAGGUCACCAAAAGUUCCAGGAGUGGGGCCCAAUCGGGCUUAACUUUGCAGAACCUACCCCUUCGCCAGCCUCUUCGCCCUGCCCCGGGGGUGUCUCCCCAAGGAGUUCGGGGGCCUCUUUCCCCGAAAUCCGGACUCUCCCAGCCUGGCUCCCAGCCAGUCAACGUGGUACGGCCCCUGCGCCCCGGUCCUUCGAAACCCCGAGACUCCAGACCUGCACGGCCACCACCACCUCUGAGCCACUCUCCCCGGCCUGGCUUGCCCCGAAAGGACCCAGGAGACCGAGGAGAUGGAACCGGCCGCCUGUUGCCUCCCAAGAGACCCCUGCCGGUCAACCCGGCCCGCAGCCCUAAGGAUCCCUUGAAAAAGGACCCUCCGAGCCGGCCCCUGCCCGGGGACCCAGUGCUGGUCAAACAGCCCCUGCGAGGUCCCCGCCUCCUGGUCAUGGUGCCACCCAGUCCUGCUCGCUCCCCGCGGCCCAGCCCGGGGAGAGGCCCCCUACCGUUGAAGAAAUGACCAGAUCGGGUCCGCCCGGGAGCUGCUGCCCUGAGGGCAAGGGCGGAAGACCUGCCGCCUCCAGGUGUGCCGGACCGUUGGGGACGAGCAAUCUACGCCUCUCUUCGUGCCUCAACUACGCACCGGCGCCUGGACUUGGGCGAAGAUGCUUUUAUUAGCUGCCCGGGGGCGGGAAGGGCGGGGGAGGGGAAUGGGCUCCGAACACUCGGACGCCUGCCACCCUUCUCCCGGUGUGACCCCAGGUGGGUCGCCAUCUCUUGGACCUGGGUUUGAGGGACAAAACCAUACUUGUUACCAACCUACCUCAGAAACGGUCAGAGUCAGCCCAGUGGCCAGCCAGGUGGACAGGACUGGGACUAAGGAGCUUGGGGGAGGGGUGGGGGGCGGGAUUUAAAGGAGACACUGAUGUGUAUUAACACAAGACGUUUACAUGGAUCUGCCUCUGUUUCCCCUUCUUACCAUCGGCCAUAGUUGUGGGAGGAGGAGCGAGGCCUCGAGUUUUCCUUCCGCCGUAAUCCCAGUCUGGGCCCCACCUAUCUCCUUAGAAAAAAAACUCGUACUUUCUUCUAUCUGGAUGGAAAUCAGAAAGAGGGGGAAAUGAGAGGGGCGCCUACACCAAGUCAGACCACCAGGGGGCGGCGUGGACCCAUUGUGUGUACCGGUAUUGAAUUAUUAUAUAGGCAGCUCUAUCAUAGGAUUUAGAGUUGGGACGUUCAUUUUGAACUAUUACAGAAAUGGGAACUGAAAAGAAGCAAGCGGAGGGACUUAUGCAAGGUCACCCAGUUA
Molecule: messenger RNA, 3432 nt
Organism: Gracilinanus agilis (Agile Gracile Mouse Opossum)
Lineage: Eukaryota; Metazoa; Chordata; Mammalia; Didelphimorphia; Didelphidae
Gene: ADAM33
Product: ADAM metallopeptidase domain 33
Exons: 22
Coding region: 1-2646 (881 amino acids)
Biological process (GO): proteolysis
Molecular function (GO): metalloendopeptidase activity
Source: RefSeq, a predicted model, not a curated record